This is a messenger RNA of Nerophis ophidion (straightnose pipefish), 4820 nucleotides long. It is a transcript of the gene ubap1, whose product is annotated as ubiquitin associated protein 1. The record is from RefSeq and is a predicted model, not a curated record. Gene Ontology annotation, molecular function: ubiquitin binding. Lineage: Eukaryota; Metazoa; Chordata; Actinopteri; Syngnathiformes; Syngnathidae. The coding region runs from base 194 to 1564 and encodes 456 amino acids. Gene Ontology annotation, biological process: ubiquitin-dependent protein catabolic process via the multivesicular body sorting pathway. Gene Ontology annotation, cellular component: ESCRT I complex. The transcript has 7 exons.
CGUCAUAGGGGUGAGUGACGUCAGACAGGAACCAGCGAGCCUGACAAAUCAAGAUGGCGUCCCACGGCAGACCAGGAAAGAGAUUCCAUAAUAAAUAAAACAUAUUCGGCUGUAAUUGGAUUCGAAGCGGCGUACCAAUAGGAAACAGAGUCACGUUUGUAAGAGCAAAGUGGAGCAGAUACAGUGUACCUAAAUGGCUACAAGGAAGUCUGUAUCAGAUGCAUACAACAAUGGACCCAUCAGCUACCUUGAUGAUGUUCCCUUCAAGGUCAAUGAAAAGUUUCGCUGCCCUGCCAAAGUGGGUCUGCCUGUUGGCUUUUGUUUACCAGAAUGCGGCUUUUUGUUGGCAGACACAAAGUAUGACUUUUCUCUGGAAAAUCGGAGUGUACGUUGGGGGAUUGAACUGGCUGAGGCCCGGGCAGCAGAGGCUCGAGCAGAAGAGGUCACAGCCCAACAGGCGGGCGAAGACUCUGCUCAAGCGCAGGACGUUAAUGGUAGCGGAGGAAAGCCACGGUCUGCUCUAGACGACCAGGACCCUCUCCCGCCAGCAAUGAACCCUGUUCUGGCAGGACUGAGCCAUGAUGCUAUCCUAACUCCUCUUCCUGCUCCAAGUCUUGGUCCGAGGAAAAUCCAACCGAGCAUUCCUCAGCCGCAUAGCCUCAACCUUGCUGACUUUGAGCGGGAAGAGGACCCCUUUGACAAGCUGGAGCUUAAAACAUUGGACGAUAAAGAGGAGCUUAGAAACAUUCUCCAAAGCCAGCCUCAACCUGCUCCUUCUGUAUCUCCACCAGAAGUGUCCCAGCUGGGGCCAACUUCACGUGGAAACAGCCCAUCUCCUCCCACCAGCACCAGCCUCCCGGCCAAACCUGGCUUUGCCCAUAAACCCAAUGGCUUAGUUUCCCUACUGGAUAUGGACAAAGUUGGGCAUCAUGGGAGAUCAGGGUAUGAAGCAGAAGAUCGACCCUGCAACAUACGCUCUCUAACUUUUCCCAAACUUUCGGAUUCUGGUGAUUCCGAUCCAGUAAGAUACAGCCCAUUCCAUGCACCCAUCCCUGCUCCCCGACACAACCUACCCAAUGGCAGCCCCCCAAUCCUACCAACAUCCCAAGUCAUUGUUGCCCCUGAGCCGCUCAGCCUUGACAAGGGUGGUGGACCCAAACCGGGAAACUCUGUGUCAGGCUCUGCUGGUUUGCCAUGUGGAGGGGCCCUGCUUAGCAUGACCCCCAGCGAGCGUCAAUGUGUAGAAACCCUGGUAGGCAUGGGGUAUUCCUAUGAGGGUGUUCUUCGGGCCAUGCAAAGACAAGGGCAGAACGUGGAGCAGGUACUGGAUUAUCUCUUUGUCCAUGGACGAUUGUGUGAGCGAGGCUUCGAUGCAAGCGCAGUGGAGGAAUGUUUAGAGAUGUACCAAUGCUCAGAAGAAAAGGCAUUGCAGUUUCUUGAGCUCAUGUCAAGAUUUGGCGAGAUGGGAUUCAAGCGGGAAGCCAUCAAAGAAGUGCUACUGGUCCACAAUAACGAUCAGGACAAGGCACUAGAGGACCUGAUGGCUCGGGCCGCAGCAAGCUGAGCAAAGCCAAGGAAGCAAGGAGUGCAGGGCCUGACUCCUGGUAGUACCCUCCACAGCCCCCUUUCUUCCUGCCACACCUGCUGUAGGAGUGUCUCCAGCACUUCUUUAAGACUGUGCCAAGAGUAUCAGUACGUCACAGCAGUGUUUGUUGUCGGUGGAAAUAAAGCCAACUGGUACUGCCCGGAUAAUAAGGAGUGGGGUGGAGAAUUUGGGCUGUGGCAAGUUUAUAUUUGCUUCCGGUUGGAAGUGUUGAGCAGGUGAAGCUGCAGGCCAGAGUUGUGAUGAACUAGUCACUCAUAAAAGUUGCAGAACAGCUAAGCUGCUCAGUGCACUUUUCCAGUCAGAAGUGCUGGAGGCUUUCUGGAAACAAAGUCCAAAAGGAUAGCAGUCAAAAACCAGUCUUUUGAAUUUGGAUUGAGGAUUUUCAUCCUAGGUCUUCAAAAAUAAGCGAUGCUACCUGAACUAGUUCGCUUUUCAACCUGCACUGGAAAUAAUAACCCCCCCUUGAUCCAACUACACCCUGCUGGCAUGGACCCACACACACACACACACACACACAUCAUUCAGAUAUUUAAAACCUACACCGACACUUUUAUUUCAACACAUAGUUUGAUGUAAUGUAAGCUAUAAUCAUUUACUUUAAGCAACUCUUAGCUUUCUUUUCUUUGCACACUGGAAACGUGAAUGGCGGUGAGAAAUACAGAACAGGCCAAAAGUUUGGACACGCCUCUUUAUUUCCAUGACUAUUUACAUUGUAAAUUGUCACAUCAAAACUAUGAACACAUGGAGUUAUGUACUUAACAAAAAAAGGAGAAAUAACUGAAAACAUGUUUUAUAUUCUACUUUUUUCAAAAUAGCCACCCUUUGCACUCUUGGCAUUCUCUCCAUGAGCUUCAAGCUCACUUGUGAAGUGAAAACUAUUUCAGGUGACUACCUCUUGAAGCUGAUGGAGAGAAUGCCAAGAGUGUAGAAAGCAGUAAUCAGGGGAAAGGGUGGCUAUUUUGUAGAAACGAGGAUUUGUUUUCAGUUAUUUCACCUAUUUUUUUGUUAAGUACAUAACUCCACAUGUGUUCAUUCAUAGAUUUGAUGUAAAUAGUUAUGAAAAUAAAUAAAAUGCAUUGAAUGAGAAGAAGGUGUGUCCAAACUUUUAGUCUGUACUGUAUAUAUGUUCAUGUUUUCCAGCCACCUUUCCGUGCAAUAGAGACACUUCAUGUUCUAUAACGAUGAGGCCCUCUAAUUGAAAUAGUCUGUUUUGAUUUAAGUUCAUUAUUUGAUUCCAUCAUUGGAUCCAAAUAAUCAGACAUGGCUUUUGUUUGGCAUAUUCAUACAUGUAUUUUUUAAACAUGCAAUGAGUAAUCAUUUGUCUUAAGAGUUAAUGUUUUCAGUUUCAGCUACCAAAAGUUACAAAAUCCCAUCUUUUAAUGGAUGUAAUACACAGAAGUGAGCGGGCUGUGGAGAUAUUCUCUGCAUUGUUUUCUUUUACCAAGCCGAUGUAUUUGUUGUUUAAAUGAAGGGCUGAUACUGUUUUAACAACUGUAAGGCCUAUUUCUCAACUGAUAUUGUGUCAAACCCCAUUUGCCUUGGAAAAAAGCGACCAUCUAAAUGAGGCUCAAAUUGGUCCAAACACCAGCUAUGCGUUUAAAAAAAAGCUACAUGAACCAGAGUGCUCAACAUAGCUAAGCCUCAAAUGUCGUUUUGGCAAAUCUUGCUUUGUGAUUCUAGGAAGUAACAAUUUGAAAGCAUUCUUCCAAUCAAUAUUCUUCACUUCUCAGUGAUUGCUAAGGUCACCAUCUUCUGUGGCUCUAUUGUACACCCUAAUUAUCAGCUUUGAUUAGACAUGUUAAUAGUGAUGUUCAUACCACUGAUUUUCUUUCCAAGCUGGUAUCAGCGACACUGAUAUACUUUACAGGCCAACAGUUUAGACACACUUUCUCCUCAUUCAAUGUGAUUUGUUUUGUUUUAAUGACUAUUUACAUUGUAGCUUGUCACAUCAAAUCUAUGAAUGAACACGUGGAGUUAUGUACUUAACACAAAAAUAACUGAAAAUAUGUUUUAUAUUCUAGUUUCUUCAAAUUAGCUACCCUUUGCUGAUUACUGCAUUGCACACUCUUGGCAUUCUCUCCAUGAGCCUCAAGAGGUAGUCACUUCACAGGUGUCAUAGUUUUGAUGUGACAAUCUACAAUGUAAAUAGUCAUGAAAAUCAAGAUAACGCAUUGACAUGAGAAGGUGUGUUCUAACUUUUGGCCUGUAUUUAAAAUAUAAACAAAGUGUAGUUAAUUAAAAUAAUACUAACAUCAAUGAACAGGAACAAUUACAACAAUCGUAAUAAACACUGUUAAAUAUGUAACCUAACAUUAAUAUUUUUGUACAGGCAAGAUUAUUUGACACUGUAAUGCAGUUACACAGUCUUAUUUUUAUUCUAUUCUUACGUGGGUAAAAAAAAAAAAUAAUCGGUAUGUAAUAAAAAAAAAAGCUCAAAUGUUCCAACUAAUAACAUACUUAGUCACCUAUAAUACAAAUGUGACACACUAUCUGUUUUUAGGGUUUUUUCAAUGAAAAAAUGUCAAAUAUGUCCCCCUCAAACUUUGACUUUUCAGUGUGCGGCUCUGGGUUUAAAAAGUUUGGACACCCAUGAACUAAAGCAUAGCAAAAGUAUCGCUAUUUUGGUUGAAGAUGUGGAAUGGACCCGCACAGCACAACAUGUCACACAGUAGCUGUACCACAUACCCUGUCUUUCCAUUUAGUUCUACAUUGUUUUCUUCAUGCGUAAGAACUGAGUCUGCACCAGCAGUUUAGUGGUUUCUACAACUUACACCACACAGGCCAAUAAUUAAAGAUGAAGCCAGUUUGUUUACCAUUGAAUUGACACAAUUUGUUGUCCAUGUUUAAGGGUUUGCAUAUACUUCUUUUGUUUGAUCACACCAGGAACUGUGUUGGUUCCAACAUAUCUGCUGAUUCAUCUUAACCACUUCCUUGAUUGUGACUUACAAAUGUUCAACUGCUAAGGUCAAGAUGAUCAAAUAAGGAAAUGGUUUCAUCAAAGGCAAUUAAAUUCAAGCAGUGAGAGUCUUACUGGUAUGAUUUGUGAUGAACACUCAUGUGCCGCAUUCUUGUUUUUCCCUCCACUACUGAGUCAAUUUAGUCCAAGUGCAGCCAAAACAAGAUGAUUGUUCAUCCAUGCCUUUAUUCCUUGCUAUGAGGCACCCAGUUGCCUUCUUCUCACAUUAAAAUAUCAUUAUCCAUUGUUUUUUUCUGA